This is a messenger RNA of Chiloscyllium plagiosum (whitespotted bambooshark), 468 nucleotides long. Lineage: Eukaryota; Metazoa; Chordata; Chondrichthyes; Orectolobiformes; Hemiscylliidae. The record is from RefSeq and is a predicted model, not a curated record.
GGGAGAGGAGCGGACGCGUCCCCCCGCUCCGACCGCCGCCGCCGCCGCCCGAGGAUGAACAUCCUCCCGAAGAAGAGCUGGCACGUCCGCAACAAGGACAAUGUGGAGCGGGUGCGGCGGGACGAGGAGCGGGCGGCCGCCGCCGAGCGGGAGCUCAAGGCCCGGGCGGAGCUGGCGGAGCGGGAGGCCAGGACCGAGCUGCUCCGGAACCGGGCCCGGCACUCCCUCCCCGAGUCCGGAAGCGCGUCGCGGGAGCUCCAACUGUUCGCUGCCAUCGACACCGACAAAAACCUGAGGGGAGGCAGCAAGGAGCUGGAGGCGGAGAAACGCCAGGAGAAGGUGAGCACUCGGUGGGGUGGAAGGGGGCUCGGGUACUGGCUCGCACCCAAAAACCUUCAUCCCCUACCACCGGAACAGCACUCUCCCUCUCAAACACCCCGCACGGGGAGGGGGGAGAAAUCAGCCAGG